GGUUGCGACGAUAAGAUGUAAGGGAAAAUGACAGUCUUGACAGACAAAAUAGGAUAUUACAGUUGAGACGGCACGUUGUAGGUCUCAAGAUAUUUGAAAUAUGUGUGGAGUGUAAUGGAUGACAUCUGAAGACAAUGGGAAAGAUCAGCAAGAUCUUGGUGUGUGGUCAUUCUGGUGUUGGAAAGACAGCUGCUAUAGAACAGCUGAUCUAUGGCAAUCAUGUGGCCGGUAUGCCAAUGCAUUCCACCAUUGAAGACAUCUACACAGCAAUGAUAGAAACUGACAGAGGCCUGAAGGAGAAAGUGAGGAUCUUUGACACUGGCGGACUGGAUGGAGCUAAAACUGAUUUACCACGACAUUACCUGACAUUUCCUGAUGGCUUUGUUCUGGUGUAUGAUGUGACAAACUGGGAUUCGUUUCAAAAGCUUGAGAAACUUAAAAAGGACAUUGAUAAAAACAGAGAGAAGAGAGAGAUUCAUAUUAUUGCCAUAGGCAACAAAAGUGAGGAACAAGAAAGUCGUCAAGUAGAUUUUAACACGGCACAGAUGUGGGCAAACAGAGAGAAAGUUCGACUAUGGGAGGCGUCAGUCAAGAGCAGACAAUCACUAAUAGAACCAUUUGUUUGGUUAACGUCCAGGAUUACCCAACCACAGAGCAAGUCCACAUUCUUACCAGGUCGCAAGGCCAAGGCUGGUGAACUUUGAACUCUGGUGCACUUUGAAGUCUUGUGAACUUUGUACUUUGAAGCAGUAUUAUAUUUGUUCACUGUACAUAAUUAUUGCAUGUAUUAGUACUAUUGUGUAUAGAUAAGAUAUUUAUCAUUCUUAUACAAAAACUACUUGAAAAGUUCAAAUGUAAAAAUGCUGAUGUAUUGUGCAAUAUCUCGUUGAUUUAUUCAAAGUUCUGAAUUACAUUUCUCAUUUGUGAGUUUAAAAGUGACAGUGACAAUUUAGUCAACAAAGAUAAUCUGCCAGAUACUGCGAAUAUCUCAUUCCUAAUGAGAGUUUGCAGAGUUAAUUAUGAGAUAACAUUGAUGUUCACUGUGAUGAAUUUACAAAAAUGUAUUUUUUGAAAAGGGAAGUUAUUUUACUUAAGACGGGAUAAAGCAACAGCUGAAACCGUGGCGAUAUAGCAAUGUAGAUUUUACUGAGGAUACGCAGUGUUUUACUCUGUUAUGUUGAUAAAUAACAUUCGGUAAUAAAGUCAUAUACAAUUAA
Ylistrum balloti is the source of this 1217-nucleotide messenger RNA. RefSeq names its product NF-kappa-B inhibitor-interacting Ras-like protein 1. The record is from RefSeq and is a predicted model, not a curated record. The transcript has 8 exons. Gene Ontology annotation, biological process: canonical NF-kappaB signal transduction. Gene Ontology annotation, molecular function: GTPase activity; GTP binding. NCBI's taxonomy places the organism in Eukaryota, Metazoa, Mollusca, Bivalvia, Pectinida, Pectinidae. The coding region runs from base 135 to 704 and encodes 189 amino acids.